AUGUCCUUAACAAAUUGCCGUUUCUACGAGGAGAAGUACCCAGAGGUCGACAGCUAUGUCAUGGUCAAUGUCAAGCAGAUCGCCGAAAUGGGCGCAUAUGUGAAGCUCCUCGAAUAUGACAACAUCGACGGAAUGAUUCUGCUCUCCGAACUGUCGCGAAGACGUAUUCGCAGUAUCCAGAAACUUAUCCGCAUUGGACGCAAUGAGGUCGUCAUCGUUCUCCGUGUCGACAAGGAAAAAGGUUAUAUCGAUCUUUCCAAGCGUCGAGUGUCCCCGGAAGAUGUUAUUAAAUGCGAGGAGCGGUACAACAAGAGCAAGGCGGUGCAUUCCAUCAUGCGACACGUUGCUGAAGCCACCCAGACCCCUCUGGAGACACUAUAUCAGACUAUCGGAUGGCCCCUGAACCGGAAAUACGGCCACUCGCACGAUGCUUUCAAGAUCUCCAUCACGAACCCCGAUGUGUGGAACGAGGUCGAGUUCCCCAACGAGAACGUGAAGAAGGAGUUGACGCACUAUAUUAGCAAGAGGCUUACUCCCCAUCCCACCAAGGUCCGGGCCGAUAUUGAGGUUACUUGCUUCGGCUAUGACGGAAUCGACGCGGUCAAGAGUGCUUUGCGCACUGCCGAGGAAAGCAACACCCCCGAAAGCCAGAUCAAGGUCAAGCUGGUCGCUCCUCCGCUGUACGUCCUGACCAGCCAAUGCUUGGAUAAGGCAAUUGGUAUCAAGAUGCUCGAGGAGGCUAUUCAAAAGAUUGACAGCAAGAUCAAGGAGGCGGGUGGUGGCUGCAUCGUCAAGAUGGCUCCCAAGGCCGUUACGGAACACGAUGACGCUGCGCUCCAGGAGCUCAUGGAGAAGCGCGAGCGUGAGAACAUGGAAGUCAGCGGUGAUGAGAGCAUGUCUGAGAGCGACGAAGGCGUUCCCGAGUAA
Molecule: messenger RNA, 927 nt
Organism: Aspergillus tanneri
Lineage: Eukaryota; Fungi; Ascomycota; Eurotiomycetes; Eurotiales; Aspergillaceae
Product: translation initiation factor eIF2 subunit alpha
Exons: 4
Coding region: 1-927 (308 amino acids)
Cellular component (GO): eukaryotic translation initiation factor 2B complex; eukaryotic translation initiation factor 2 complex; multi-eIF complex
Molecular function (GO): translation initiation factor activity; RNA binding; ribosome binding
Source: RefSeq, a predicted model, not a curated record